GUGAAAAGAUGGCAAUGGCAGCGUACCAUGCAGAGAAGUUAUUGAGGUGCUGUGGCUAUUACACUGAAUUAUUGAAAAUAAGUCUUGGGAAGCCUUGGAACCAGAAGAGUGAGAAAAUAAAGUACUGUAGAUCACUUCACGUUGACAGUCCACCCUGCAUUCCUUCUUUGACAAACAGUUAUGUUCACGGCACUUCAACUGUAUCUCUCCUCCCUCUAACUGUGGGCGAGGCAUUGCAGACAACAGCAGCCAAAUGGCCUGACAGGGAUGCAGUGGUCUUUCUUCAGGACAACAUCCAAAAAACAUUCUCUCAGUUCCAGCAGGACGUUGAUCAACUGGCAGCAGGACUUGUUGCCCUCGGCUUGAAGAAGGGCGACAGGCUCGGUUUGUGGUGUCCAAACAUAUAUGAAUGGAUUCUGUUCCAGUUUGCCACAGCAAAGGCUGGCAUCAUUUUGGUGUCUUUGAACCCAGCUUAUCAACUCACAGAGUUGGAGUUCGCCCUGAGAAAGGUCCAGUGUAACGCAGUAGUGUGUCCCACUCAGUCGAAGAGUCAGAGGUUCUGUGACAUACUGAGAAAAAUCUGCCCAGAGCUCAACACUGCAGCCUCUGGAAUAAUUAAAAGCUUGAGGUUGCCAGAUCUGCGCAUGGUGAUAGUGACAGAAGGCAGGCAGCCUGGCAUGCUACAUGUGGAUGAUGUGAUGCAGGCAGCUGAGAGUCAGCACUACCAGCAGCUGGACAGUUUACAGAGGAUACUAAGCUUUGAUGACCCCAUCAACAUUCAGUUCACAUCGGGUACAACAGGGAACCCAAAAGGUGUCACUCUGUCUCACCACAACAUUGUAAACAAUGCUUAUUUUGUCGGGUUGCGCAUGGGUUACAGCUUGAGACCAAACGUUCGAGUGUGUGUUCCUGUUCCCAUGUACCACUGCUUUGGCUCUGUUUUGGGGGGUGUGUGCAUGGCUGUACAUGGCAUCACCUUGGUGUUUCCUUCGGCUGUGUAUGAUGGACAAGCAAACUUGGAGGCUAUUCAGAAAGAAAGAUGCACGGUCAUCUAUGGCACUCCUACAAUGUACAUUGACUUGCUGAGUCAGCCUAAUUUUGGGAAGUAUGAUUUAUCCUCUGUGGAGACAGGUAUUGUGGGUGGAUCUUCAUGUCCCACUGAACUCAUGAAAAGAGUAAGAAGCAUCAUGAACGUUAAAGGGAUGACGGUGGCUUAUGGAACCACAGAAAACAGUCCAAUAACCUUUCUGCAGUUCCCUUUGGAUGGGCAAGAGCUUAAGACUGAGACGGUUGGGUGCAUCAUGAACCAUACUGAGGCUAAGGUGGUGGAGCCAUCAUCUGGGAAGCUGCUUCCUCUGGGCCAAACCGGAGAGUUGCUCAUUAGAGGCUACUGUGUCAUGCGGGGCUACUGGAAUGAGCCUGACAAAACAUGCAAGAGCAUCUCGGACGAUGGCUGGUACAAGACAGGUGAUAUUGCCAGUCUGGAUGGAUUCGGGUACUGCCGCAUCGAGGGUCGCAUAAAGGACAUGAUCAUCCGUGGUGGGGAGAACAUCUACCCUGCUGAAAUAGAGCAGUUCCUCUACACACAUCCGAAAGUGAAGGAAGUACAGGUGAUUGGGGUGAAAGAUGAGCGGUUGGGAGAGCAGGUUUGUGCUUGUAUUAAGCUAGCAGAGGGAGAACACUGCACUGAGGAGGAGAUUAGAGAGUACUGCAAAGGCCAGAUAUCUCACUUCAAAAUUCCACAUUUUGUAGUGUUUGUCAACAGCUAUCCACUCACUGCUUCUGGGAAGAUCCAGAAAAAUAUCCUGUGUGCAGAAAUGGAGAAGAAGCUGGGGCUGUGCCUGUGAUGCCUGUAAUGCCUGUGAUGCCCAGCACUACUUUUAA
Colossoma macropomum (tambaqui) is the source of this 1884-nucleotide messenger RNA. RefSeq names its product medium-chain acyl-CoA ligase ACSF2, mitochondrial-like. The transcript has 16 exons. Bases 9 to 1847 code for a protein of 612 amino acids. The record is from RefSeq and is a predicted model, not a curated record. Gene Ontology annotation, molecular function: medium-chain fatty acid-CoA ligase activity. Lineage: Eukaryota; Metazoa; Chordata; Actinopteri; Characiformes; Serrasalmidae. Gene Ontology annotation, biological process: fatty acid metabolic process.